AUGAAUGUCACCCAUAUAGAGUUCAAACCUUUAGACUCAAAGAGACAUAAUUCAGAGAAGAGACAGGGUCUUGAGGAAGCUAAGCUUCAAGUUCUUGACUCAUCUCAGAUUCAUCACCUGGUAGAUGGCUCUUUCAUAGAUAACUCAUCAGUAAAAUCAACACAAUCAAAAAAAAUAGAUACAGAUGAACUAGCCCAUCUUAAAUGUGUGAUAAAAAAAGGUGAGGAAAAUUUAUCAUAUUUAGGAUAUAGUAUUGAUAAAUCAUAA
Molecule: messenger RNA, 267 nt
Organism: Acaulospora colombiana
Lineage: Eukaryota; Fungi; Glomeromycota; Glomeromycetes; Diversisporales; Acaulosporaceae
Source: the annotation of a GenBank genome assembly